AUGAGAAAGUCAAAGAAUUCGCUAAAUCUCGAGGACAGCAAUGCUGAAGAUGAAGGCGUUGAAGUACCAUAUUUGGGCUCAGGUACAGGAAUAAGGUCCCAAUCCAUACCGAUUUCGACAACAAGUUCUUUUUCCGCGGAAAGAAGGAACACUGGAGAGUCAUUGCAAUCAGAACAGAGGUACAAUAACACUCUAGUGGAUCCUGACACACCUGUGAGGUUAAGUUAUACUAUUUUGCCCAAGGGCAGCGAUAUUUACAGGAGUAGAUCAUUGCUUUUCACCAAUGUUAAUCCAGAAGUUGACCUUUUGGAAUUUCUACAGAAGGUUAGCAAGAACUAUCUUGUUGAAAGCGUUUAUUCAAUCCCACAAGCUGGGGAAUCCAAAGAGAAGACUAAAGCAGAGAUCACUACUAAUGAUAAAAAUAAGAAUCAUACAGAUAUUAAUACCGAAAACGAGGAUAAAGAUGAUGCUUCACCACAAUCAUCAUACCUUUUAAGCUUCUUGUCUAAGGAAACGUGCCUCGAUUUCUAUAACAACUUAUUACAGAGAUACGCAGAAAUAAAACAAUCCGUCAAAUCAGAGAAGCUCUCGAUGAAUUUCGUAAAGAUUCAAGAUGACGAAGAAUGGGUAGAAGGUUUGAAAGUGAGUGCACUAUCGAUGGGGGCAACCAAGAGUCUUUAUGUGGAAUUCAGAGACGACAAAAUAUCGUCAGAGUCCUUUUAUGAGCGGUUACCAUUUCUCAAAGAUUCACCAAGGUACAUUGUUCUUCACGUGGAUAUAGUAGACACAGAUGAAAAGAGGAAACAUUUUGGAUCGAAUUACUGCUUAUUACACUUCCUUUCUUUGUCAGCUGCAUUGGAAGUCAAGGAUUUGCUUGAGACUACCCAUGAAACUGUCUCAAGAGUAUCGUUUGUAAUACCGACAAACCAACUGGAAGGUGAGGCGAAAAGAAGCAGCAGCACAAUCUCAUUGAAGCAAGAAAAUUUCCCGGGCUCUGUAUCGGAAUCAAGGUCUCGUGCCAGCAACACUUCACUACCACUUUCGGAACAAAUGGGCUCUGCAACAACCUCAGAUCCAAACUUACCUCUAUAUGAAGGUGCUGGGAAAUCAUUAUCAUGGAUCACGCUUACAGUAAAUCAUUCGGAUUAUAAAGAACCCUCGAUGAAUGAACACUCCCAUCACCUUAGCGCAUGGUCUAUGUCGAAACCAACAAUGGUAUAUUUGCGUGAACCUCGAAUUGCAAAUUUCUCUUCUAGUAAUUUAUCAGAUGAAGUUGACCCACUGUCUGUGUCAGGUCAAGAACCUGCUAGCCAAAGUAUGAUGAUUAAUGAAUAUCCCUAUGUCAUGGAACAAUUAAUGCCGCCUCAAAUCACACAGACAAUACAAAGUCAAUAUAACAAGAGUAUCCAGGCUGUUAGUGCUGGUAUGGAGCAUAGAACCGUAUUUAUUGGGAAUAUUAAUCCUAGAUCGAAACCCGAGGAUAUUUGUAACGUUGUUCGUGGUGGUAUUCUACAGCACGUAAAAUGGGUGGCCCACAAAAGGAUAUGCUUUGUGACCUUUAUUGAAACAGCAGCUGCAGUCCAGUUUUAUGCAAAUGCUAUUCUAGAACCAAUCGUUCUUCAUGGGAAUGUAUUGAAGGUCGGAUGGGGUCAGAAUCCGGGAACUCUACCGAAGAAGAUCGCACUUGCUGUCACAGUAGGCGCAUCAAGAAACGUAUACAUUAGUUUGCCGGACAAAGCUUUCAAGGAUAAAUAUAUGAACGAUCCUGAAUUCGAGGAAUAUAGGAACAAGUACAAACUUCCAGAUGUGAAUCAGUUGAAAGAGGACUUUGGUAUGUAUGGUGCAAUGGAACAAAUAAAUUUCCAUCCCGAUGGGCAUUGUUGUUGGAUAAACUUCAUGAAUAUCAAUAGCGCCAUCAAAUUGGUCGAAGAAUAUUCAGAUGUGAAGAGAAAUGUUUUUAAUAAAAAGACACAGGGUAGAUACGAAGGAUUGAUUAUCGGAUAUGGUAAGGAUAGAUGUGGGAAUGUUAACAAAAACUUAGCAGCAAAUAAAAACUCCAAGGGGAACCAGAGGUUUAAAGCUCAAAGCAAUAGCGGGUUUGGAAAGGGACGCAGGAACCAUAGGCAAAGCUUUGAUAGCUCAAAAAAUUCUAAUGGGAAUUCGAGAUUUAAAGCAGCAAGCGACGCUCAAGUAGAGCAUAGUAACUUCCUGACGCUUAAUGGAGGCAUGGACUUUUCCGAAGGGCUUGGUAUAACAGUUUCUCCAGAACGCGAAAGGAGUCAUGUUCUCAGUGACGUUGAGAAGGACAUUGAUGAUGAGAAUGACGUAGAUAAGGAUGCUGAUUUAGAUCAUAGUAUUGGUGAAAACAAAUCAGCGAGAAUAACAAGUGCAAUUAAGCAAGAAAAUGGAUCUAAAAUGGAAUCGAAAGGUAAUGAUGAAGUGCAAAUACGAAAUAAAGAACAUGUGAGUAAAGAAGAAGAUGGCGAAGAAGAAGAAGGAGAUGACCAAAAAGCGGAUUUCGACAGCGAAAGUUCUUAUUCAGGAUCAAGUUCAAGUGAUAUAGAUAUUAUUGUUGACGCCCCCUCUCCAAAUAUGAACGAUAUCAACGCAUUCGCUUUUCAAUCAGAGGAGGGUGAUGGAAACCAACAUUAUUAUUAUGACAAUUCAUAUUCCACCCGCCAUUCUCCUCAUCACUCCGGACAAUAUUAUAUUUCAAAUCAUUACCAGUUCCAACAUGUACCUCAGCAGCAAUAUCAUCAAAAUCAACACCAUCACCACCACCACCAACAUCAUAAUCAUCAUCAACAACAUCAACAACAACCAUUCAUUCCCCAAACUCCAUACCGGUUUUCAAACUCUUUUACCACGCAAAACAACCAUCGUCGCGGUUCGGCACAUGGCAAAUCCAAGAAGAGUGCAGCAAAACCAAUUGCAGGCUCAGAUGUCAUGACUAGGUACUUGGAACAACUGCACCACAACACUUUCGUGUAUGCAGCAAAUAUCUUAGGUGCCACACAGGACCCGGUAUUUUAUGACGAAAACAAUUUAUAA
Molecule: messenger RNA, 3051 nt
Organism: Kluyveromyces marxianus DMKU3-1042
Lineage: Eukaryota; Fungi; Ascomycota; Saccharomycetes; Saccharomycetales; Saccharomycetaceae
Gene: NAB6
Product: Nab6p
Exons: 1
Coding region: 1-3051 (1016 amino acids)
Cellular component (GO): cytoplasmic stress granule
Molecular function (GO): mRNA binding
Source: RefSeq, a predicted model, not a curated record